AUGGAGGAGUGUCGGGUGAUGCGGAUGCACGAAUGUCAACAGUGCGGUAAACGUUUCAAGGCUCGUGGCGGCUUACAGCAACAUCUGAGAAUCCACUCGAACGAUCGACCCUAUCAAUGUCACUACUGUCCCAAACGUUUCACGCAAAAGUCACACGUCGAUCAACACGAACGCAUCCAUACGGGUGCCAAACCGUUCUCGUGUCAGUUCUGCGGCAGAUCGUUUCGUCAACGCUCCCAACAGAUGGGUCAUGAAGCAACGCAUGCUAACGGUGUUCUCUCAAUAGCCGCUACAAUAGCGAAUCAACAACAGCAACAAUUGACACACCUCAGCAAUCAAUCACCUAUCAAUACCAAUAGUGAACACCAUUCGCCACGAACCCCGGACGGUUCCUCACCAGUCAGUCAGCAGCAACGAGUCCAGCAACAGCAACAACAGCAACAACAUCAAUCACAAACCUCACAGCAGCAACAAAACUUAUCCACACAGCCGUCAUCCACUUCCAACAAUCCGAAUGUGACGGAUAGUAACGAUCUGUUGGGAUCACCGAAUGGCGUUGGUCUGAUGUCGCAAAGUGCGGUCACCUCGUUACUAGCACUAAGUCAAGGCGCUAAUUCGGCGGCUGUCGCGCAAGCCUCGAUGAACUCCCUUCAGAUGCCACCGGGUAUGCAACCGCAAACUUUGGCCAGUGUUCUGGCCGCAAGAAGUUGCGGUGUCUAA
Molecule: messenger RNA, 720 nt
Organism: Anisakis simplex (herring worm)
Lineage: Eukaryota; Metazoa; Nematoda; Chromadorea; Rhabditida; Anisakidae
Source: the annotation of a GenBank genome assembly